AUGGCCUCUGUCGCUUUGUGGCUCGCAGUUUUGACUGCUGCCUCAACCACAGCAUCGCCUGUCCUAUCAGCCAAGGCUGAAACCAACACCCUUAACGUGGAUGUGGACCUCCAAGGUGUUCCUUCUGCAGUCAGAUCGCUCUUUCUCCCUGACUCACCUAAUGUCACAACGCCCACAAACACUUCGAGAUGCAAGGUCUACCCCGAUGAUCCUCAAUGGCCGUCCGACGAAGCUUGGUCACAACUCAACAAAGUCACAGGUGACCGUGUUAUCAAUGCACCCACUCCUCUUGCAGCAGUGUGCUAUCCUGGCGACGACUACAAUGCUGCCAAAUGCUCUGAAUACACCGUGGCAGCGUGGCAGAAGUCGUACAUCCAUAUGAUCGAUCCCAUCGAAAUCAUGUCUCCGGUCGCGCAAGGCAUGACGUGCACACCACCAGUACUCUUCGACUCCCAUGGCUGCACCCGUGGAGGCUUCCCUAUGUACGUUGUCAACGCCACUGAGCCAAAGCAUGUACAGGCUGCGGUAAACUUCGCACGCAACACCGGUGUCAGACUCGUCAUUAAAAACACUGGCCACGACUUUCUAGGCAAGAGCGGUGGUAAGGAUGCUCUUAGUAUCUGGACACACAACAUGAAGGAUAUUGAGUAUAUCGAAGAGUAUGUUGAUGAGAAGCUCAACUGGACCGGCCCUGCGUUCAAGAGCGGUGUCGGUGUGCAAGCCUUCGAGAUCUACAAAGCUGCCGCCGAGAAGGGCAGAAUCGUCGUUGGUGGCGAAGGAGAGACAGUCGGAGUCAUGGGAGGAUACAUCCAAGGAGGCGGCCACUCCCCAUUGACUGGUUUGUACGGUACCGGUGCUGAUAGUGUCCUCUCCAUGGAGGUCGUUACAGCCGACGGCGAGUUUGUUGUCGCAAACAGCACCUCGAACACUGACCUCUUCUGGGCUCUUCGUGGUGGUGGUGGCAGUACCUUCGGUGUCGUCACCUCUGUGACUGUCAAGGCCCAUCCCGAUCUCGAGGUCACAGUCUCCCGAUUUGGCUUCAAUUCUGCCCAAACCGGAAACGAGACAUUCUGGGCUGCCAUCCGCGCUUACGUCGACCUAUGGAUCGACAACGCAGACGCUGGAACAUACACAUACUGGACAUUGAUUCCAUCCAACGGUACCUUUUCAUUUGCAUUCUCGCCUUUCUUCGCGCCUGGAAAGAACGUAGAGGAAGCAUCUGCGCUCCUACAGCCCUGGUUCGAUCAACUUAAUGAUUUGGGCGUCAAGUUUGACCCAAAUAUCACUCAUUACGACAACUACUACGAUGCUUGGCGCAACUCUUUUCCUCUCGAAGCCGUUCAAAAGCCCAACGUAGCGACCGCAUCACGUUUGUUCCCUCGCGCAAACUUCGAGACAGCUGAGAAGCGUCAAGAGGUUUACGAACGCAUUCGCGCAUCGAGCGAGAAAAACCGCGUUCAAGUCCACUUCAACAUGCAGGCUAAGGACCCAUACAAUACCGACAACGCCGUAAACACUCAUUGGCGCCCUUUGGUCUCGUUCAGCAUGCAAUCUGUGCGCUGGCCCAUCAAUAGCACCGCUGAGGAGAUCUUGAAGAUCCGUAAAGAUUUCCAAGCGGGCGAUAUGCAGUCUUGGAGAGACAUCAGUCCUGGGGCCGGAUCCUACCUUGCUGAGGCUGAUCGUCUUGAACCUGACUUUGGUAACGCGUUCUUCGGUGACAACUACCCUAGAUUGUUGGAGUUGAAGAAGAAGCUUGAUCCACAAGAUGUGUUCUUCGCGACCACGAGCGUGGGUAGUGAGAAGUGGCGAGUGGAGAGUGUUGAUGGCCUACCAAACGAGAACGGCAAAUUGUGCCGUGUAUAA
This is a messenger RNA of Alternaria burnsii, 1863 nucleotides long. Its product is annotated as fad binding domain-containing protein. The record is from RefSeq and is a predicted model, not a curated record. The coding region runs from base 1 to 1863 and encodes 620 amino acids. The transcript has a single exon. NCBI's taxonomy places the organism in Eukaryota, Fungi, Ascomycota, Dothideomycetes, Pleosporales, Pleosporaceae. Gene Ontology annotation, molecular function: FAD binding; oxidoreductase activity.